This is a messenger RNA of Zingiber officinale, 454 nucleotides long. RefSeq lists its product as uncharacterized. The coding region runs from base 51 to 269 and encodes 72 amino acids. The record is from RefSeq and is a predicted model, not a curated record. The transcript has 2 exons. NCBI's taxonomy places the organism in Eukaryota, Viridiplantae, Streptophyta, Magnoliopsida, Zingiberales, Zingiberaceae.
UAAGAAGCCACUCGACAAUCAUACGGAGAAAGAAGUAGGAGAGCUGGGGGAUGGAAGGAGCCGCUUCGUUGGUUCUUCCGCUCAUCGGAAUCGUCGCCGUGGCCGCCGCCACCUUCUACGCUGUCAGCUUCACGGAGCUUCGCGAGAAGUCGUUCAGGGACUUGGACGAAGCAGAGGAGAAAGGAAGCGGCGGCGGCGGGUUCAGGUCCUCGGCGAGCUCCAGAGAGCGCAGAGCUAGAAGAAAAGCCGAGAAAGAAGCCAGGAAAUGAAUAUUCUUCUUAAUUUCGCAAAGUCUGAAGUAGAUCUUCGAUCGUUUACAUCUUCUAUCUAAUUUAUCUGAAUAUGCUCGCAAGCUAAGAAUUGUCUGAUCCAAUCAAUAAUUGUUCAAACAUAACUUUUUUAUUCAUACAACUUUGUUACCAGAGGCUUUCUUGAUUGGCUUAGGAAGUAAAAA